Molecule: messenger RNA, 231 nt
Organism: Lactuca virosa
Lineage: Eukaryota; Viridiplantae; Streptophyta; Magnoliopsida; Asterales; Asteraceae
Source: the annotation of a GenBank genome assembly
AUGUGGGUUCAAGCUGCUUGUGUUGUUGUCACCACUCUCCUACAAAUUCAAAAGGAAGAUGGCACAAGCAAGGAGUAUCCUUUGGGGGAUGCCCUUGAGGCCACCAAAAAUACUUUGAUUCAAGGCAGUACAAAACUCUUAUUGGAUUUCUAUGUUGUUCUUGAUGAAGAGUUGGGAUUGAUAUUGAAGCUAGGAGACAUGAUGAUUGGUUGGAUACAUGAAGGGUUUUAG